AUGAAACUCACCACCACCUUCGCCCUCCUCCAGAUCCCCAUCCUCGCCUCCGCCAGCCCUCUCCAAGACCGUCAAUCCUGUCCCAAGGUCCACAUCUUCGGCGCCCGCGAGACCACCGCCCCGGCAGGCUACGGCACCUCAGCCGGCCUCGUCAACAGCAUCGCCGCCGCCUACCCCGGCUCUACCAAGGAAGCCAUCGUGUACCCCGCCUGCGGCGGACAAUCCUCGUGCGGGGGCGUGUCCUAUGACAACAGUGCCUCGCAGGGGACCGCGGCGGUGGUGAGAGCCGUGACGAACUUGAACAGCAGGUGCCCGGAUACCAAGAUCGUGCUGGUCGGGUAUAGUCAGGGCGGACAGAUUAUGGAUAAUGCGCUGUGUGGAGGGGCGGGGGCGACACUGACGGGGAAUGCGCUUAGGGCUGUAAAGGCGGCGAUCUUUAUGGGGGAUCCGCAUAAUGUGGUGGGGUUGCCGUAUAAUGUUGGGACGUGUAGGGCGAAGGGGUUUGCGGCUCGCCCCAGCGGGUUUCAGUGCUCCCCUGCGAGUCCGUCGAUUAUCCAGAGCUAUUGCGACUCGACUGAUCCGUAUUGCUGCAAUGGGAAUGAUGCGAACUCGCAUCAGCAGUAUGUCAACAAGUAUGGACAGCAGGCGUUGGCGUUUGUGAAGAAGUUGGUGGAUGCCGCUUGA
This is a messenger RNA of Neurospora tetrasperma FGSC 2508, 684 nucleotides long. RefSeq names its product acetylxylan esterase precursor. The transcript is spliced from 2 exons. The coding region runs from base 1 to 684 and encodes 227 amino acids. Gene Ontology annotation, molecular function: hydrolase activity. Lineage: Eukaryota; Fungi; Ascomycota; Sordariomycetes; Sordariales; Sordariaceae. The record is from RefSeq and is a predicted model, not a curated record.